GAAAUAAUCAUACGAAAACUAUAUCGAUUAGUACAGUUGAUUUUCCUAAUUCAGAUGUAGGAAAAAUGGUUACUGACGCCCAACCACAUCCUGAAGAUUUAUACUCUUUCCUUUCAUUACCCGACACGACAAAUCUACCGUUUCAUCUUAAUGGAACCUGGGCUCAAGGCUCAGAUCGUGGAAGGUUGUUAAUGGAAAGUGAUGAUUCGCCGAAUAUUGAUCGUCAGAAACUUAAUUGGAAUAGGCAUAUCUUGUUUGAUUUCCUUCCUAAACUUUAUUGCUACCUUAUUAAAAAAGCGGUCCAAUUAAAUGUACCAAGUGACAAUAUCCAUCCUAUCUCAAAGUUUUGGCCGUUUCCGUACAUUUAUCAAAAUUAUCCCAAAUACGCAAUUGAAUACGGUUUCAAAGUACUUGAACUUUUAUUACAAAAUGAAGAAAUCUUGAUUAGCAAUAACAAUGAGAGUGAUCGCGUGAAGAUUCUCUUCGAACUAUUAUCAUAUAAUCAUAUUAUAGGACUCCGCAAUUUACUUCGAAAUAAUUGGGAUGAUUUGAGGAUAAGAUUUAAUCCAAGUUUAAAGACUCUGGUCCGCUCACUUCCUAUUUGGGAAUCGCUUUCGAAUCCGGUCCGCUCAUUGUCUAUUCCGUUUGACACAGAUUCAAAUAGGAAACUUUUAAAGCCUGCUUCAUGUGGAUAUAUUUUAAAGGAAUACAUCAGCCAUUGUCGAAUAAAAACUUCAAAAAUCUAUUUAAAUGCUUAUGAUGACAUUAAUAGUAAAAUUUUAAACGAACUCGAUGUUCCUGAGCGAACAACUUUUGAGUAUACUUUUGAGGACGUCGAUUUUCCUAAAGAAUAUGAUACUGGUUAUUUGCACUUCUUGAAAGAUAUACUUAACUAUAAUCAAAUUGUUCAAAAUUUAAAGGAUAAACGCCGUUUUCCCAAUUCAAUUACAAAGAAAUUAAAGAAAAUCUCCGAUCUAUACGAUAAUAACAACCUGGUUUUUCGAACCGUGUUUGGGGUAGACUCUAGUGUUUUCCUUCAUCCUGAAUUUUCCGAGUACACAAGGAUCCUAUCGAAAAUUGGAUUUAGAAAUAACAUCGAUCAAGAUAUAUUCAAAACGUGUGCCGUUAAAGUAAAGGAAUUGCAAAGGGACCCGGAACCCCCAUCUGACAUACGUUAUCGGGGCUUUAUUCUUGUUGAUCAUCUAUAUAAACAUAUAAACUCUUUAAAUUUGGAAAGCAUCGAAGGAAUUCCAUUCAUUCCAAUUACUAAAGCCUUACAACCUACAUUACAAAAAUCCUCAAAUGUUAUACCACCUCAACAAGUGCUUGAAAAAUAUCCAUCAUUUGGUAAACCGGGUGUUUCAACUGUAGUCAGACAUCUUCGUUUCUUAUAUUCAAUACUUCGGAAUGAUGACGUAUGGAGGAAGGAUUGGGCUGAUACAUUUAAAAACAAUAUCUACGAGGUUUAUAAAUGGUUAGAUGAAGAAUGUGGUUCAAAUGAAGAUAUUGACUUGUUGGAACACAUUUGUUCCGAACCAUUAUUCCUUAAUUUCAUUAGAAAUCAAGAUCCAUUUAACAUUGAAAAUUGGGUUACUGCAGACGAUUUGGUCUUGAACAGCGAACUUGGUGAUGUGAAGUAUGUCAAUCAAAAUCUUGCUAAAUAUCCUACCAUGCUCAAAAGUGCCGGCGCUCGAGAAAUAACUCGGCAAAAUAUUAUAAUUAAUGUUAGAAAACACGACCAAUCGCAUCAUAGUAAAAGUACUUUGUUUAAAUUUCUGUUUGAUCCAAUAUCUUCCUUAAACGACGUAACUUUUGUUGUUAAUGGUGAAAAUAUAAAGGCAAGCCGAUAUAUGCUCGCUGCGGGCUCUGAAUUUUUUCAUCAGAUAUUCACGUCGGCAGAAUCUAGUCCGAAUACAGCGCCUUUCAUGUUCACUAUUAAGGACAUUCACCUUAACUCUAUGUGCAUCUUGUUACGCUAUAUAUAUGGACAAAAUAUUGAUGAAGCAAUUCAAAAUCAGCAAAACUUGAAUGAGUAUUACCAUCAAGAUCCAAAUUUGACAAUGUAUAAAGACCUCCUCAAAUUAGCAAAUGAUUAUAUGCUAGACUAUUUGAAAGAGCUUAUGGAAUUGAGGCUCUCGCGACUAGUUCUUAUGUCAAACGUAAAAGAAAUGAAAACAUUUGCAGAAAAUUCGAGUGCAAAUCAGCUUUGUGAAUAUUGCAAUAAAUUUAUUCGCGAUAAUAGUGAAAUGUAA
Molecule: messenger RNA, 2252 nt
Organism: Funneliformis geosporum
Lineage: Eukaryota; Fungi; Glomeromycota; Glomeromycetes; Glomerales; Glomeraceae
Source: the annotation of a GenBank genome assembly